This is a messenger RNA of Meloidogyne enterolobii, 270 nucleotides long. The record is from the annotation of a GenBank genome assembly. NCBI's taxonomy places the organism in Eukaryota, Metazoa, Nematoda, Chromadorea, Rhabditida, Meloidogynidae.
UGAAACAGUUCGUUCAUAUAUGUCUUCAUUCAAAUAUUUCAUAGCUUCAUUUUUUCGAUGAGAGGAAACAAGGAUGUGAAGGUUAAGAAGGAGUAUGUUCAGAUAUCACUGUUAUCUGGACGUGGAAUUGAAGAAGUAAUUUCAACAGCUUUAACAUAUCCUGCUCCAAUACAAACUACUCAAAAACCACUUAAUGCCCAGAUUGAUGUGGAAAAACUUAAUCAGAUUGUUAGUUUUUGUAUUUUUGAUUAUCUUAUUAAGCCAGGUUGA